CCACCUUCUUGACAAAGGUGAGAGGAUAAGAUGGCCACGGCGACCCAGGCUCCCACGAGCCUCCCGGCGCCGACUCGACCGCGGUUGCAAGCCAUCAACCAGACCUUCUCCGAUCUCAACGAGCAAAUACACCAGGCCACGCAGAUCAUUGGCCUUCCUGAUGACUGGGACUCGCUUACAGGCGAAGCGCGCUCAAAGAUUGCCAAGCGCAUUGUUGGCGCAAGGGCAGAUUGGGUUUUGCGGUGGAUCCUCGAGAAACUGAAAGACACCGCAGAUGGUGGCGCUCAAGUGCGGGCGAGCACGAAGGCAUGGAAGCUACUUGACUGGAUGAUCGAGGUGCUUCCGGUGUCACGGUGCGCGCCGCAUCUGAGAGACGCAGGGUUUUUGACCAUCCUCGAAAGAGUUCUCGAAGAGAGAUAUAGUGACGAUGCCGUGAUCCAGCCAGAGCCGAUACCACAGGGAAGCCACCCGCGAGACGACUCGAGCGAGACGGUACAGGAAGAUCCGCAGCCCUCACGCAAACGGAAACGCGGCUCUGGCGCGAGCACACCUUCCAAGAGAGCUGCCCUUGAGUCCAGCGGCUCCGUAACACUGUUUGAAGCUCUGGCCACUACAGUGCGCUCGAUAAAAGACAAAGGCAAUGCGCAGGAAAAGAGGGAGGAAUCUAUCCAGUCGGAGCACAUGAAAAUGGUGUUAAGGGCGGAGAGCGCACAGGCAGCGAGGGUCCUCAAAAAUUGGCUGAAUGCUGUUUUGCGGAUUCACUCAUCAACACAGAGGACAUCUGCUCACUUCGAUCAUUUGGACUUAUCUUUGAUUGUGGACAUCUGGGAGCUGCGCGCCAUCGACACCAAGGAUAACACUGGCGCGUCCGUGGACCAGUUCUCGACAGAAUGCUUGAUACCGAGCCUGCUUCUUUCGCAAGCAUUACACCAAGCAAGAAAGAGCGGGUCUGACUCUUCCAAUUUCAGUAACACUUUGUCAGUUCUAGAUCGGCUUAUUGCUAAGCAUGUUCUUAUUCCCUCGCGGACGGCCUUCUUCAACGACCGAAGCGGAAAAGACACCCCGCGGCAUAAUGGGAAGGCCGAGCUUCUUUCCAGCAGUCUGGCACCGCUCAGUGCUAAGUUGCUGCAGGCUGCCCAAAUCCAAGAUAGCGGCGUGGAAAUACCGGUCUAUUUUGCGCCCUUAUUUGCCGCUGUCCCACACUUGCUUCACCUUGUCAUACGCUCGUCACCAGCGCGCUCGCCAAAAACUAGGACGACAGAAAAGCCAUGGAUCCAGGCUUCACUAACGACUCUUUCUCAGUGUGUAGGGUGCGAACUGUCCCCCCCAGAGUCCGCAGCUCCGAGUGCUUCCAUAGCCACAGUUGAGGCGUGUGUUACUAUCUUGGCUUCAUACGAUGUCAGCAUAGAUACGCAGGUUCUCAGGGAUAUCUUUUGGUUCCAUUCUGGUCUCAAAUACCCAUUACACAAGGAAACAUCCGUAAAUUGGUCUCUUAUUGCAGCCCUAGUAGAGAACGAUUCGUCCAUAUUCUUGGCCGACCCAAAAGCAGCGAAAUCGUCUUCUGAAGAAAGACCAGAUGAUCUCGCCGCGUUCCUAUUUGAGCACAUCUCCACGGCCAAGUUUGAGAGUCCUGAGCUACACGAUGACGAUGGGAUGGAAGUCGAUAACGAUCAACCAGUGAUUGCUGCUGCAGUCCAGAAAACAAAAGCUUUCUCAAGAGAAAACGCGGUGAAAAAGAUCAUCGUACCUGUUCUACACGCGUUCUCAAGGAAUCGUCAGCUGCUAGGGUUCAUAGAACUGUGGGACACGGAGCUGCGCAGAACGGUGCUUGCCAAGCGAGACCCACUGGCAGAGCUGCAUCCACGAGUUUGGCAGGACCGGCACUUGCUUUUAGCCUUGGCCGAAGUGUUCGAGCAGUCCUUAACGCUCACGCAGAUCACGACCCUGUUCCAAAAGCAUGCUGAACGCUUAGAGCAAUACACAAAGAAAAAUCCAAUAGAAGCUCUGAGCAGUGCUGUCAUCACUCAAGCAAUCCUUCGAUCCAUCAAAUCGGACGAGGCCAUUGAUGCAUUACAGCCAACAAUGCUCACGGCGUGGAAGGUCUUCCAAGCGUGGGUUCAGCACGAUGGUCCAAGCCAGUCCACAGCUCUUGAAAUGUCUUGGACAGCUCUUUGUUUCCUAUUGAGGCAUCUGUGGCCGAUCCAUCUGCACGGCUCUGAAGCUCUUCAAACAGAGUUCAUCGAAGCUUUGCUGGACAGAGCAGCUAAUGAUGUUGACUCAGCGCGCAAGGAAGACCCCAACAGACAUGUCCCAUCGUCUUGUCGGACGGCUGCUGCCAUCUUCGUCUUCGUUGCCUGCGACUUCCUCCAUACCUUGCCAGACACGAGAGACGUUAUCCAGAAGAGGCUGCAAAAGACGUUGAAGGCCAUGACCCCUGGGCAGAUGGAACCACAGCAGUUGAAUACAACUAUCGAGCUGUUCUGCAUCGAGUAUGCGCAGCUACUGGCUCCUUUCGAUGCGGACACUGCCCAAAAGAUCCUAUUUCGCUUGGUGGAAACCGUGUCAGGGUUCGAUAUCGAACUGGGCGGUCCACUCAUUGAGACACUCUCGGUCUCAAUUUUUAAGCAGGGCAACGCUGUCGUUGAAGCAUCUUUUGUUUCCGUGCUCUUGAACGCCCUAGAUCAGUCGGGCGAGAAUUUACGCGCGGCCUCUUUGGGUGCUCUUCUACAUAUCUCUCCGUCAUCUCUCUCACGAGAGCAGAGAGAGGCUGCACUAGACAAACUUCUGGGGUUAAUUACAACCUCGCCCAGCAUUGCAGCGUCGAUUCUGAACAUCAUGGUCAACUUGAUGCAGGUUCCAAAUGCCACCGCGAAAAUAUCGUCAGAUGGAAAUGCGCUCUUCAACAUUGCACAAGCUCUGCAUAAAGUCGAAUUAGAAGUGCCUCCCGCUAUCCAGCUACUACAAAACCUGGUAGAACUCACGCUUGGCCACCUCCUGCCGAACAAAGAUCAGGCACAGAACAAAGUCUUCUUUACGCAAUACGAAGAGAAGAUCACUGCUUCCUUAAAAAAGCCAAAGACGUACUCGCCGGCAAGGCUUGCUGUGCUUAACGGAACACUGCUUGCAACACACGCAUCAGAAUCCCUCAUCCCUCUUUCGCAGUAUCUGGAAUUUCUCUUUAAAGCCCUAAGCAAGUGGGCUUCCUCGCAAGAAUUUGUGUUACGUGCUUACAAUCAAAUACCUCUGUCAGUGUUGCGCAAGGACGACACACUGUUCGAAGCAGUACAAGAGAACCUUAGACGAUGGAUGAAUGACCGAUACUCUCUCGACAGCACACUCAAGAAAUCUUCGACCGUCUCCGAGGUACAAGACAAUAUGUCGCCUACCGUGCUGGUCACCAUAGCCAAGUUUGACCUCCACAAGCUCAGCGGUGGCACGCCGAGGCUGUUCGAGCUUGCUGCGAGUUUGCUCUGGAAACAGUCUUCACAGACAGACAACACGCAUGUUCUGCAAUGCCUGAGAGACACCCUGGCUCCUCUCAAUGUCUCGGAGAAGUUACACCUUGCGCAUGGCUGUAUCUCGCUUGCGGAUGACGACAUCCCUCCUCAAAUCGCUUACCAGCUGCUUCACGUUGUAGUAUUUGCCAUGGAUGACAAAGAGGAAAUCGAGUCUGAUCUGAAGGCGCAACAGAUGGCUCUGUUACCUGAGAUCUGCGCUCGACUGAACGAGGUCCGAGAUGAUGCAGCAUUUAACACGCUGCUCGACAACGUCAACACGAUCCUUCUCCACAAGCCCAACAUGACUUCACAACACAACAUCGAGUGCGUCCUCAUGGCCCUCCUGAAACUUGCUACAAGAAGCAGCUCCCGACUCUCACCUGCGCACGCGCCCGCAAUAUACGCGCGCCUCUGCGAGACAGCGCGCCUCGUCCUGCUCCUCCACCGCAGCCGUCUUGGAGGCCGCUUCCACCUGCUUCUGCCCUUACUUCAGGGGCUCCUCCUCUGUCUCUUCAUCCCCAACCUCAACCGCGGCGCUGCUCUCCCUCCCUGGCUCGACUCCCUAUCGCCCGCAAACCCCACUCGCCUUACGGCCACCAACGCAGCACAGUACACCCACCUAGUCAGCACGCUCUGCUCGCCAACACAAUCCUCUGUCCAGCGCACGCGAAGCGCAACGACUCUCAAUGACCCUAUCAAGGCCGCGCGCGAAUACGCUUCGCAGUACGUAUAUCCGCUGCUCAGCUCGUUCUGUCGGUUCCAGUUGUACGGCAGGCUGGAUGCAGAAGUCAGAGAGAAGCUUAUGCCCGGUAUCUGGGAGAUUGUGAGUGUGGGACAACUGAACAAGGAUGCUAUCGAUGGUAUGUUUGCGGGACUCGGAAAAAGUGAGAGGGAUGUUUGGAGGGGCGUUUGGGGAGAGUGGGUGAGGGUGCAUGGACGGAAGGAGAGGAAAGUCAAAGAGGAGCGGUGAGACGGGACAGUACUUGCGUAGUGUGUGAAUGCGCUUAUUUCCUGCGCAAUAGUAGGUUCCACUACGAAGGUGGCCAACAGGCCUGGGUUUGUCAUACUUUCAGUCUCUAUACAGAACAAUUCUUUCAGUUCUUAUCCU
Messenger RNA from Paraphaeosphaeria sporulosa, 4605 nucleotides. RefSeq lists its product as uncharacterized. The record is from RefSeq and is a predicted model, not a curated record. Gene Ontology annotation, biological process: ribosome biogenesis. NCBI's taxonomy places the organism in Eukaryota, Fungi, Ascomycota, Dothideomycetes, Pleosporales, Didymosphaeriaceae. Bases 31 to 4467 code for a protein of 1478 amino acids. The transcript has 2 exons. Gene Ontology annotation, cellular component: nucleolus.